AUGACCUCAGCACAAAAACCCAAACGAGUAGCAAUAAUUGGUUCUGGUGUAUCCGGCUUGGGAGCAUCAUGGCUUCUCGCUGAACAUUCGCCGCACGUUGUGACCCUCUAUGAACAGAACGACUACAUUGGCGGUCACACUCACACCGUUGAUUAUGUUUUACCGGGCACAAAGAACUCAGCGAAUCCUAUAUCUGUGCCCGUUGAUACCGGAUUUAUUGUCUACAAUCCACAUACCUAUCCCAACCUCAUAAAAUUCUUUUGCCACAAACAAAUCGAAUCGAUAAAAACAAAUAUGAGUUUCUCGUUAUCAAGAAAUCAUGGGGAAUUUGAAUGGGCCGGCAAGAAUUUGUUCUCAGUUUUCGCGCAACCGAGUAAUUUAUGGAAUAUAGACAUGUGGCAAACUUUAUAUGAUAUCUUCAGAUUUAAUUUUCAUGCCACUGAGUUAUUGGAAUUGGAUAACGAACACCCAGAGAAGAAAAUGAGUCUAGGAGAGUAUCUGGAAAUUCAUCAAUAUUCUAAAGCUUUCAAGGAUAACUAUUUGGUGCCAAUGACCGCGGCGAUUUGGUCAACCCCACCUGACAAAUGUUCUCUUGAUUUUCCGGUGUCGACUUUAAUUCAAUUCAUGCAUAACCAUAGUAUGUUACAAAUAAUUGAUCAAGCUCAAUGGCUUACGGUAAAAGACGGAAGUCGAAAAUACGUGGAGUCCGUCACUCCUCAUAUAAAAGAUAUUAGGCUAUCCACAAAGGUGGUAUCCAUUACUCGUAGACCCUCGGAUCCCGAUGAUCCCAAUUCACCACCGCUCAUAACCAUUACCGAUCAAAAGGGAAGACGAGACGAGUUUGAUCACGUAAUAUUCGCAACUCAUGCGGAUCAAGCACUGAAAAUAUUAGGUGAUGAGGCAACGGAAGAGGAAAAACUUGUCUUGGGAAAUAUAAAAUUUGCCAAGAAUCGGGCAGUGUUGCAUUCAGAUACCUCGUUGAUGCCAGCUCGUCGACUCACACAUGCGGCUUGGAAUUAUAUCACGACAUCCACUGGGUCAUCACAGAAUACAAAUCAAAUUUCACUAACAUACUCAAUGAACAUCCUCCAGUCCAUCGAUGAAUCCAUCUAUGGUCCUGUGUUGGUGACUUUAAAUCCCCUCUGGGAACCCGAUCCCGCAAAAACUUUUGAUUCCUGGAUAUACGAACAUCCUCAAUACAGCGCCGCGACGAUUGCCUCCCAAAAAUCUUUGCCUAGCAUCCAGAAUCUUCCUCACCUGGCGACCACUUUUGCUGGGGCAUGGACCAAAUACGGAUUUCACGAAGAUGGAUUUACUUCAGGUCUUAAGGUUGCCACAGAAUUCUUGGGCGCCGAGUGUCCUUUCGAAAUCAUUGACGCUACAUAUAUCAGAGGACGGAAAUCGGAAUUAACUUCCGUGCAGAAGUUACAGAAAAUGUUAUGGUCGGGUGUAGAAUGGUCAGUGAAUAAUUCGAAGCCGUUGGCUGUAAUUGGGAUUACCAUUGCAAGUGUUUAUAUGCAACACGCUUAUAAGAUAAUCCAGAAUCAUGGAAGUGGUAGCGAUGUUAAUCAGAGCAAUGAACCCUCUGGAACCCCCAGUCCAAGUGCAACGCCUACGAAAACCCCUGAUAGUGGUGAUAAUCAGAAACCAUUAAUAAUUGCCGUGGGUGUUUCAGUUGGAAUUAUUGGAUUAAUUGCCAUUGGCACGUUGAUCUUUUGUUUAACAAAAAGACGACGAAACAAGUCGGAAGUUGAAGUUUUAAGAAUUCCGAGUGACAAUGUGGAACAUUGA
Messenger RNA from Acaulospora morrowiae, 1791 nucleotides. Lineage: Eukaryota; Fungi; Glomeromycota; Glomeromycetes; Diversisporales; Acaulosporaceae. The record is from the annotation of a GenBank genome assembly.